Molecule: messenger RNA, 12616 nt
Organism: Linum trigynum
Lineage: Eukaryota; Viridiplantae; Streptophyta; Magnoliopsida; Malpighiales; Linaceae
Source: the annotation of a GenBank genome assembly
GCUGAUCCUUCAUUCUGUUUUUUCUUUUCUCGGCCUCAAAAUCGAUGACGCUCCAUAUUGUCAAAGAGGGGACAGAUCUAUGUGAGUCGAGUUUGCAUCUUUUGUGUUUUACUAUUUGUUUGUGAAUUUCAAUUCCGAUCUUCCUCAUAUUUUUCCUUUCUUUUUGCAUUUGGUGUUCUUGAUUGUGGAGGAGUAAAUGAGAGGAUAUAGAAAACGAGUUUUUUUUUCCUUCUCUUCCUUCUUAUGUUUUCCCCUUCUUUGAGAAUAUAUAUUGAUAUUACCACACUAUACCAUAUGGUAAUGUGUGCUAACUAAAUGUAUUUUUACAGUCACGAGUUUUAUCAUGAUUGUAGUGGAUGGUAAUCGACACCAAUUCCGAGAAAGAAGAGUUAGAAGACAAUGAAGGGAGAGAAGAAAGUCGUAAUUGUAUAUAUAUAUAUUGAGAUUACCACACUAUACCAUAUGAUAAUGUGUGGCAACGAAAUUUAUUUUUAUGAAUAUCAUGUUUUUACUAUGGUUGUAGAGGGUUGUAAUUAGAUUUAUAUGGUUUUACCUUCUCAUACCAUGUGGUAUUAUAUGGUAAUUAUAAUUAAUUUUGUGGUCUUUCUAUUUACCAUGUUCUACUAUGGUGGUAUUGUAUGCUAGUUAGAUUUAUAAUUUUCUGUAGCGUGGUUUACCAAGUUAUACCAUGUGGUGGUAGUUUGAUUUAUAAUUUUAUUUUAGCAUGUUAUACCAUAUGGUAUGGUAUGAUACUUAGAUUUGUAAAAUUUCUGUAGCAUGUUUUACCACGUUAUACCAUGUGGUAUUGUAUGGUAGUUAGAUUUGUAAUUUUCUUCAACAUAUUUUACCACGUUUUACCAUGUGGUAUUGUAUGGUAGUUAGAUUUGUAAUCUUCUUCAACAUAUUUUACCAUGUUUUACCAUGAUAGUAGAAAGUUAUAAUCAUAUUUAUACUUGUUACUUGUGUCUUUAGCACUGAAUUAUUUAAAGAAAAAAUCAUCAUUCAAUUUGAGUUGGAAUUAGAAUAGAGAUUGCUAGGAUGGUUAGAUUCAUUUUCGUUGUAGAUGGGAGAGAGAAGAAAUAGUGUAUUUUUUUAAAUAAUAAAAUAAAACAAAGAGUGAGAGAGAGGCGAACCAGUGGGGGAAGUGGGAUCCACGUCUGGUCAAAAAGUCAGUGUCAGCGCGUCAGCGUCAACAUUAAAUCGGGGGUGCAAUUUACCUUAGUGCCCCCUCCGUGUUUAAUUUAUAUAAAAGAAAAAGGCUGACACAUGGGGACAUCUGAUUAAGUUACUAACAGUUACUGAUAGGAAGAAUACUUACCUGAUCUGGUCCUACGUUCAGGACUUGUUUCAAGGCAUCAUCACUUCGCCUUUUAAAAUUGUGUUUUUGAACGAACAUACACCAAUCCUUUAUGCUGAGGAUUAGGAUUGGGAAAUGGUACCGUCGGCCGUCGAUCAUACCAUAAAGUUAAGGGAAGAAAAGUCGUGUAUAAGGUAAUAAGUUAAAGGUGUGUUUUUAUAAUAAAAUUUAUUGGUUAUUGGCAAUGCAGUCAAAAUCGCGCUUUAAAACUUAAAAUCUUAUGGUUUUACGCUUCUAAGUCACUAAAACGCUUUCGUUUCCAUGUAAAAUCGUAAGUGCAUAAAAUCGGACUAAAUUGCAUUUUAAAGCUUAAAAGCUUACGCUUUUACGCUUCUAUUUCACCAAAACGCUUUACUCUUUUAGUUCACUAAAUGGAUAUUCUUUUCAUGAAAUUAAUCAUAAAAAGUAUAUUCUAAAGGUAAACACCAACAAUAUGAUAGAUUUUAUAUUAAAAGAUACAUAUUAGGUACUUGGAUGCAUUCUCAACUUCAGUAGAGUAAUAUAAUUCACUAGCUAGGCCUUUCCCAAAUUUAUUAAUAGAGACAGGAAGGUGACUUAUUGUUAAGAUCUUUGUUUAUGAACUUAUUGUUAAGAUACUAUGAGUUGCUCUACUUUAGACGUGAAUUACAAGUAUUUAUUAACUUAUCUAAAUUUUGUGUACUCAUAUUUUAACUAGUAUAUAUCGUACUCAACAGAUUUUUAGUUAUUUUCCAGUAUACGUCAAAAACUUACGCUUUUACGUUUUGAUUCUACGCUUUACGAUUUUACCCAUUUUCCGCUUUUAGGUAGAAUCGCGCUUUUAACUGCAUUGGUUACUGGCUUGACCUCAUGACAUCAUGCUUGACCUCCAUGGGAUGGAGUCAUUCUCGAUCCCCUGGUGGUUGGGUCUUAACACUUAGCCAAAAUUUGCCCCCACCAUCCCUCUCGACCGCCGAUCCCUCUCUUCCCUUCCUUCUGCCUUCUCUCCAGAAAUCAACAAUGGAAGAGGAAGAAGACCCAAUUUUGGUCUCUCUCCUCUCGUCUCUCCUUUCUAAUCCUCUCCCCCUCAACCGCCGUCGGCCACUCAAAUCUGGCCAGGACCCUAAUCGACCGUGAAAGCGGGUUGAUCUAGGUAAAUCUUUACAUGCAUGUUUGUUUCUCUUUCUAUUUUUUUUUUAAUUUUUGUUUCGGAUUAUACUAAUUUUCUGUUUUUGGUAUGUCUGGUUUCUGGAUUUUGGAUCGACGAGGGGGGAAGGAGAGGACUCGGCGUCGAUGAUUGCAGCAAGGGUAAGGGGUCGCCUCUAGGUUUGCAUGCGGAGUUUUCUUUGGUUUUCUAGUUCAAUGAGGGAUUCUGAUUUUUCCUGGGUUUCGAUUUGGUUUUGUGCGAGGGGAGAAGGAAUAGUGGGCGCUGCUGGCGCGAAGAUAGCGAGUGAAGUGACAGCGAGACCCUGAUUGCGACGGCCUUGCCGGCGGCGAAAGAAGGCUGACCACCGGACGAAGAGAAAAGAAAAAAAAAUCGAACAGGGUAACUAGUUUCUCUUGACUCGGUUUUAACCUUGCCCCCUGUUUUAUCGAUUAUGACAAUUACCUAGAUUGAUGCAGGUUAUGGGGAGGCCAGAUCUAGGUAAUAUUCCUUAAACCCAAUUAGCAAGGUCAAGGGAGAAUCAUAAAAAGAAAGAUAAUAUUAUAGAUUUUGGUUUAUUAGUAGAUCUGAAUUUAUGGAAAAGUGAUUUCAGUGGCUUAGACUGGUUAGUGUGCGGCUUUUGAAUCUGGAUUUGUUUGGAAAAUAUUUGAUGUCAGAUCUGUUGGGCUUGGGAAAAACUCAAAGCUUUAAUUUUUGGUAAAAAGGGUUUUAAAUUUGGUGGGAUUUGGGUUAAAGCUAAUCGAAACAAUAAAAAUAAUGAUUCGGUUAUUGCCUAAUCUAAGUAGUUAUGAAUGAAAAAAGAUUUUUGUGCACUGAAGGCAUUGAUGUCUUAUAAAUCGCCACCACUGCCUGCGAUUUUUAUCUUACUAUGGUUGAUAGUUGAUUUGUGAAGGUGAAGUUUAUUAUGCUAGAGAGAUUUUGGUUGGAUCUGAACCCAUGCUAAUUUAUAAGGUUUCAAAUGAAAAAGGUUUUUGGGUUUGGUUAUAGUAUGAUGGGCAUGGAAUUUCUAUGCAUUUAUGGAUAUAUGACACAAAUGGUAGUUCUAGAGGAAAAACGAUUAAUCACUGUGAUAACCACCAUAGGUAGAAAGAUAUUAAAUAAACUUAAGCAUAAUCUGAAUAUGUAGUGUCUAAUCAAUACUAGUAGAUGGAAGACAACAAUAACAAGCUUUCAUACAUAAACCGCUUGAAUGGAAAUGAGCAAACAUAUCAGCUAUUAUGGCAUAUUUACACUAAAGAUGUAAUUGGAAUGGAAGGAAUCCAAGUACGAAGCAACAUUUCAUUAUGUAAAGACUAGUAGUUGUGACGCUAACCUGGUGCAAUUCUUGCUCGAGUAUAGUCCACCUUGCUUCUGUAAUCUCCACUUCUCUCAAAGAGUAAAGAAAAAUGUGUGUAUCAGUCUCUACUUCUCUAGAAUUUUCCUUCUCCAAACCCCCCUCUAAAAUAUGAGCUGAAGAGCUCUUCUUAUAGCAAACAAAAUUGCCCAGUUGCCUCUCUUUCAUUGGCUGUUUGGAAGGCCCAUUCUGGAGCUUCCAUGUAUUAGGUCGGUUCUGACAUGUCAGGCCGAGUGUGGGCUGGGCCAAGUUUGGAUAAUGUUGGGCCGACUUGGGCCUGAGUUAUGGGUCGAUCUGGACUUCACCUGGGCCGGGUUUGAAUUUGGGUCUGGCUCUGGGCUCGAGUUGUGCAUCAGAUUUGGAAUUGGACUUUUACCCUUGGGCCUGAACUGGGUUCAAGAUUUCAAUUUGGGCUAAAACUAAUAUGUUCUCCUCUUUUUUAUUUUUGCAGGUACACAAUUUGUUUGAGCUUAAAGUAGGAGGACAAUGACUUCAAUUUGUUGAGCCUAAUCUGUUUGUAAUUAGUUUAUUGUAAUUAGUUUUAAUUCUUAUUAUGGUGUCAUUACUACGAUGUACAAUAUAUCAAAUCUGAUAAUGAAUUUAUUUUAUUUUCAAUUCACAUUUUGCACAAUAAAUCUACCACUCCCAGAUCCAAAGCGUACAACAAACUUUGCACCAUAAUAAUUUCUUUCGUCCAAUUGAGAAUUUAUAUUUAAAAUUUACCACUGCCAAUCUUAACUUAAACCGAUCAUAUCUUAACUAAUUAUGCCUUAGAAUCGACUAGGAGCAAAUUUGAUAACGGUUGGUUCAUAUUGACUUGCAACUGCUAGUCUCAACCAAACUAUCUUCAACUUCCUUUUUAAAUAUAAUCGUAGUAUGGCGGUAUCAUAAUUAUUUUCAAUAAAACAAUUAUCCUGGACAAAAUGUGGUGUCUACAAUUUGGUUAUUACGAUGAGCUAUUUUUCUGCCACCAAUAAGAAUUUCCCUCAAAAGAUGUCAUUUUAUUAUUUUCCAAUGUAUCGCUUUAAGAACUUAAUCAAUUCACAUUAAUCUUACCCGGUGCAUAGCGCGGCCUUGCGGUACUAGUAUGUAAUGGGGUGUAUAACUUAUUGUUGUAUAGUUUUUUUUGGGAAACACGUGAUAAAAAUAGUGAAUUUUAGUAGGAAAGAGACAUGAAUGAUGUAACGAAUCAAAAACCAGCCUUAUGAACCAAAAUCAAGUACCUGUUACCUUGUGAAACAAUAUUGUUUCUGGUAUUAUGAUGAGGUGGAGUAAGUUUUAUAGAAACCGAAUUCCAGAAAUUCGAAUAAAAAAUCGUUUAUUCCGCCAGUUUUCGAGAAAUGAGCAUCUCACAAUCGUUGCUAGCUUUUACUCGGCCCGUUGGCCGAUUAAUUUGCUUUAUAAAACUUUCAUCUGGUCAUCAUUGUGCUUUCUGGUUUUUUGCCAAACCAUGAUAAAAUCUAAAGAAAUCAAGAAUGAACAACACGAUUUGGGAUAGGAACCACCGUUCCUGUAUCCCUAGAAAAUGGUGGUAAACACGGACUCACCUGCCAAACUGGUUUGGAUUGAGAUUUCUAUCGAGUAUUAGAGAACCAUGUGAUUAUAAGUUAGACUUGAUCAAAAAGGGACAAAACUUGAAAUUCAGCCUGUUUGACCGACUCAUGCCAAACUCUAAUUAUUCUUUACUUUACAACUUUCUAUUUGAAAAUAAAAAAUAAUGAAAUAAAAUAGAUGACUACAAUUCGCCAUUUUCACAUCACUGAUUCAGGAAUAAAACUAUAGAAUUUCGAAAGGAAACUGAAAAUGUUGGGGUCGUUUUAAUGUUAAAAAUAACCAAAUUGAUCUUUAUGUUUAGUUUUUUACUAACAAAUACCAAACGAUUCUCUAUAAUAUACACUAUAACUUAAUCAUUAUGAUAUCAAAUAAUUACAUAAUAUAUAUUUGAAAUUAUAAAAAUUGGACAAAUUGGAUUGGUCGAGGUUGAACCAAUAAAUAACUUUAAAAUACAUUAUAUUUUAGCCACUAAGAUAGAAAAUAAUAGCAUAAUAUAUAUUAUGCUAGAGAAAAUAGCUUGUUUUACAAUGGCAAACCCAUGAUGUUUAUUUGUUUCACUUGAUGGGCAAUUCUAGUGUAGGUCAGGCCCAUUCAACUAUUUUAUUUUAUGAUUAGCGGUUAGCCCAUUAGAAUCCAUGCAUUAGUGUAUUGUUCAUUUUUUUCUUUUUAGCAAUAAAAAGGAGUAUUGUUUUUGCCUUCUCAUAUAUAUUUUACCACCACAGAGAAAUAAAAGGACUUAAAGAAAAAAAUUGACACUCCUGGACCCGUUUAAAUCUGCGUGUGUACGGUAAGUUGGCCCGUUCCACAGAGGUAAAAGAAAAAUAUUGACACUCCUUAUUCUACCAUUUCUACAAACGCUCCUGGAGCAGAGGAUUUGAAAUGGGGGAGGAUUUUUUCUCUCUGCGAUUAUAUAUUUUUAAUUUAAAAAGAUACAACAAAUGUACUUAUUGUGAUUGAUUAUGAUCUUUGCUUUUCUUUAAAGUGGUCAUGGUUCGAAUCCUAGUAAGUGUCUUUUUAAUGAAUAAAAGAAAGUAAUUGUGAAGACCAAAAACACUUAUUAAUGAAUAAAAGAAAGUAAUUGUGAAGAUCAAAAUGUCUUUCCUACGUUCACUCUAGAUGCAGAAAAUUUGAAUUGAGGCUUCAAGUUUUCUCAUUUGGCUUUUAUGUAUUGUGUAGAUUUGCGGUUGCAUGCAUCUGUAUAUGGGUUUGGAUUCUCUGUUUCUUGAUUUGGGAGUACUUAAAUGUGGAGUUGGAUUGUUGGGGUUCUUCUUCGCCCCUGUUGUUGCUGGAGUUGAAUUUGGAGUUCCUUGACCUUUGCCACUGUUCGAGGAGAAGAAUAAGAUGGAGAAGGAAGAGAUUUUGAUUCAUGUCUCUGCUGCUCCUUCCCCUAUUUGUUGCAUACUUUAGCUGUGGAUUUUUUUUAAUCAAAUUUUGUGCUAGUUUUAUAUUUUUUUGGGUUGGUGUUGGUUUGGUGCUGAGUUGUAGCUCAAUUGUUUUGAUUGUUUUGGGCUUUGCUUGGUUUGUUCAAUCCUCCUCCAUUAAUAUAUGGUAGAGUUUUGUGUACUUUUCCCUAUUUCAAAUUUCCUGCAAUGAGAGUGAAAGUAGGAAGGUCAUUUUUGUCUUUACACAUUUAUUAUUUAUUUCAUAUAAAAAUAGCAAUAUCAAGAUUUGAACUUGGGUCUCUUCAAACAAAGAUAACAAUUACAACCAGUUACACUAAACAAAUUUAUUGCAUCCUUUUUGAUACAAAACAUAGACAAAGUUAAUCUCUGAAAAUCAGAGGACUUUUUCAUCAUAAUUAGCAAGCUCACUAAGUCUACCGUAUGUAUUUUUAUCGAGCUUGAUACUUCUAUUGUUAUAGUAGAGUUUCACGUAAUUUUCUCAAUUUUAAAUUCCCGCUCUAUCCUUAAUUUUUUCUAAAGGUAAAUGGGUAAUUGGCUAACAUGGAAGAAACUAAUUAUGUAACUACGUGUUGUAUCCUUGCAUUUUUCAAUUUAAAUUUAAAUUUUGUGAUUUUUUAUCUUUGUUCUUUUCUCUUUCUAACUUCCUCCGAAAUUUCAUCCUUCGUGCAAUAUUUUGCGCCUUUCACUUCCCAGUAUAAGACUGUCAUUGAAAAUCAAUCUUCAGGUAUCUCUUGGCACUACGGUUUUAUUGUUGGGGAUUUUAAGCUGGGCGAGUAGAAGAUUUCAACUCCGAUAUCAAUCCUUGGUGAAUAGAAUGGAGUUCAUCAAUAACUGGAGUUGUAGAAGGAGGAUUAGAAAUUGAAUUUUUGGUAGAAUAUAUGCCUCUUGAGAUAGAAAUUUGGUUGUACAACGGAGAGUGGUGGCUAUUGGAUCUUUAGGUUUAUGGUUUUUACAAUUGUCACAACCUAUUUCUAUCUUAAAACGAGGAAUCAUUGAUUGAUUGUUUGAAAUAGGUCGCUUUUUUAUUCAACCUACUGGAACUAAUAGAUAAUGAGUGUCUAAUUUUGCGCCUUAUUACUUUGAUCGAGUCUAUUCGUAUAUUGGAGAUAACCCUGAUUUUUUCUUUUGCUCUCAAGUUGUGAUGGUCUCCUCUUAGCUGAGUUUUUAGUAUAUAGAUGACUUGAAUCAACAACUCUCCAUUUCUUUUUGAUUUGUGACAUAUUGUUUCUAAAAGAGAGCAUUGAACCCUUUAUAUAGGAUUGUGAGGUUUAAGAUUUAGUUUCAAACUAUCUAUGAGUCAUGUGAGAAUUUCAGUGAGCUUUUAUACUCUAUAUUUCUUGACUGUAAAAUAAAACUAACCAAUAGCAUUUUAACAGGGACUUAAUUAGCAUUAUGAAAUGGGGUCAAUGAUACAUUUUUCUAUUUUAUAUUCUUAAAUGAUUAUGAUAUUUCUCCGAAUGUUCGACCUAUAUAUUAUUUCUUUAUGUAUCAUCUCGAUUGAAUGAUUAUCAAUAAGAUUAAACGGGUUAAUAGACUUAAAAGUAACAAAAAAUACAAAUAAUCAAAUAUGAGCAUUCCGGCCAAAGAGCCGAGUUAUAAGCUAGUGGUAAAUAGAAUAUGAACAAGAACGACAGAUGGAGGUUCCAAAAGUGAGGGUUUAUUUGUCAUUUUGCCUUUUUAUUAUAGAAUAACCAAGGUUGUCAGCCCGCGGAUCGAUCCAGGUUGGUCCAGACUCUGCAUUAAAAAUGGGCUAUAUCAACCCAAUUCAAUAACACCCUGGAACAGGUAAAACCCGCUGGAACCCGGUCAAAUCCGGUGAAACUUGGGCGGUUAGCCCGUCCGAUCGGGUCACCGGGCUAAAGUUGCUGCUAGCCGUUUCAACCUAUGCGGCGUCAUUUGCUGGGGAGGAAGCGAGAAGCAAAGCACGAAAGAAGAAACCCUUAUCGGAUACUUCCUCCUUCCAUUCUCGCGGUCUCCAACUCUCGUCCCGCUGUCUCCACCUCCCGCAUCCGCGCCAUGGUAAAGGAAACCGGAUCGUACCGGCCGGUUGAACCGGUAAAACCGGAAACCGGCGCCUGGCCGAUACGGUAGCUGGUUUGUAGUGAAAGAGUCGUUCCGGCCGGUUUUUCCGGUAAAAUCGGUUCAAUUUAAAAAACCGGGCGGUUUUGGUCUAACCUGAGGUAAGCUGAUGGGAAGGAGUAAAAAUCUCACGCAUCCUUUCUUGAAACUCAUUUGAGAAUUGAGAUACCAAAGACGCACCUCGCCAUUCACCAAUCUCUCUCUCGCUCCAUCAAUUCUUCGAGCUCCCUCUCUCUCUCUCUCUCUCUCUCUCUCUCUCUCUGGCUUUAGCGAAUCAUCUCCGACCUCUAUCUUGCUCCGACGGAAUCCAUCGGCGAAUCUCCGACCUCCCUCCCUGGCUGCGGGAAAACCAGCAGGCGAUUCUCCGACCUCUCUCCCACUCCAGCGGAAUCAGUAGGCUGUUCUCCGAUUUUAUGAUAAGGUUAUCCCUCUCUUCGGAAUGAAGAAGUAAUUGUGCUUUGGUGUUUUUUUUUUUAGUUCGCUCUCCCAAGUACUAGUGAAAUUGAGCUCGCUCUCCUACUACUUAAGGUUUCUUGUGUGGUUUUUUGUGCUUUGGAUUUCUAUCGCUUGCAAUUACGUUUGUGUAUGGUAGAUCAAUUGAUGGUCCUGGUGCUUUGUGUUUGCAUGGUGUGAUUGUGAAGUUGUGUUUCAAUUGAUUGGAUGUUUCAAUUUAGCAAGUUGAUCGGUUGUGGUUGUAUGUACUGACUAUGCUGGUUUUGGCAACUUGCUGAAUGCAAUCCUAGAUCCAAUCUUGAUAUUCCUUUGCAAUUUUGGCAUAGGGGGGCUACAGUUGCUACUGUGAUAACUGGUAGCCCAUAAAUAACAGUUUUGUGCAGCUAUUAGUCCAAUCUUUAUAUUCCUUUGCAAUCUAUUCUGAUUGUGUUUCUGGUUCUCUGCAGACUCAGAUAAACAACAGUUCACCGUGAAGCAUGUGCAGCUAUGGAAGGUAGCAUAUCAUAUCACAUCACCUAAAUGGACUCACAACUACUAUCUUGCGGCCAUCUCUGUCCAUUAUGCCAAGUAAUUCAGCUUACCUCUUUGUUGUUAUUUUCGCUACUACAUGGAUGAACAACUUGCUGUAAUUCUCUAUUGCUACCUCCUCGUUACUUCUUUUUAAGAGGGUUCUUUGCUAAAUUUUUGUGUAGGCACAAAAUAUGAAAUACUGUAAGCUAACUCCAUCUCCUGAAAUAGUGUUUAGCCAAUAACAGAGAAAGGAAUUCACAACAGCAGGUAAGCAUUUUGUUUAAUGGUUUCAUCUUUGGGUUUUCUUUUUCAUUUCUCCCUCUCUGCUUUGCCCACCCUUCCGCUCUCUAGAAGGCCAGCUUCAACUGGUGAAGUGCAUUACAUCAGAUGCACAGCUAAAAGGAAGUCUAGCCUUUGUCUCACUGGUUUUAUUUGAUCAUAGUGAAGUUUGAUCACAAGCAAAUUAGUAGUCGAACUUGUAGAUUUUGAAGAAACCAGUCACUGAAAUAGAUGUGUGAAAUAACGAUUAUAAGUUUUUUUGUUUCAAUGUUCUUUUUUUGUUUCAAAUUAGUCACUAAAGUAGAUGGUUUAAGAAUGUUGUUUGGUUGUUUUGUACUCAAUUGUAAACAUGCAUUUGAACGAUUAUGAAGUUAAUUCAGUAAUGUUACAGUUUGUUGAAUUUUAUAUUAAAUAUGCUUAUUUAGUUUAUUCAGGUUUGUUAUCCGGUAUAUUCCGGUAUUAUUCCGAAACGGUAUCCCAAAUCUGCCGGUACGGUUUUUUAACAAAAAAAUAUUAUUUAAUUACAAAAACGGUAUAUUGUCGGUACACAACGAUUGAACCACGAUAGUACCAAAAAAUAUCCUACCAUUGGCAGAGCCGGUAUGACUUCCGGUACGGUUUCCUUUACCAUGAUCUGCGCCGCUCUCCCUUCAUCGGCAGCGUGCUCGUUCUCCCGUUCCGUUGUCUCCACUUCUCGCAGCUGCGCUCGUUCUCCCUUCCCAUGCCGCCGGCUCUAGGUCGCCGACUUCGGUCCCUCUUUGCAUCUAGUCAUCCUCCACCUUCCAGCUCCCGCCCCACUCUGUCUCCAGCUUCGCAUUCUCCGGCGAGCUUAUAGAUUGCUACAUCUCCGGAAAGGUAAUAUCCGAAUAGUCAAAAGUCACCGGGGUUUCCCAGUUACUCGAUAAUCCCUACUUUGUUUAAAUUUAGAUAGAUUAGGAUAAUUGGAUACUUUGAACCAGCUGUGUUCUAGGCUCAAUUUAGAUAGAUUUGGUUUUUUAUAUAUUGUCACCAAGACUAGGUGAAAAUGGUUUUGUUUUAUGUUUUGUUGAGCUCCAAAGUAAUGUAUACUGUUGUUACUUGUUAGUAAUCAUUUGUAAUUUUGGAUUGUUUAUGCGUUGGAGUAGAAAUAUUGUUGCAUUUUUUCUAUAUUAGAUUUAGGAUAAAUACACUAGAAUUACUUUUUUCAUAUUUCUGGGCUAAACUGGGCUAAACCGGACUUAAAAACAGGUGACACAUUAACUCACUAGCUCGUCCGGGUCCGAUCGACCCACGGAUUGACAACUUUGAGAAUAACUCGUACCAAAUACUUCACCAACCAAACAUGAUAUUUAAAAUCAAAUAUCACAUCAAUACCACACAAAUACUACAGUCCUAAAAAGUCAGUUUAUUAAACAACAAAAAGCAAAACCAUACAAAUAGAACAGAGGCAAAUAGGUGGAGACAAAGAGCCCGACGCCAACCUGCCUGCUAAAAGUGAGUUAUUUCACUUUAGAAAUACCGCAUCAACAAAAAAACCCAUCCAAACCGCCAUAACAAAACCGCCAUCAACACUCCUUAGGCCGGAAAGAAUUCUAAAGUCCUACGACACAUUUCUCUUUUUGAUUCUUUUUGGUUAGUCUAGUGUUGUCUUGUUUAGCUAUGUUUGUAAGUAACACAGUACAUCAAGCGGCUCUUUGUUCAAUUUCUAACUCUCUAAAACUCUUAUACACAUACCAGCUUUUAUACCACCCUUUCGCAAUCAUUUUUGGUUUGGUUUGAAGGUUUUCGGGUUGCAAAAACUACCUUUUCUUGUUGUGACAUUUCCCUUUUUGAUUCUUUUUGGCCAGUCAGUGUUGGCUAGGGUUGUGUAGUUUUUUAAGUAACACAGUACAUGCAGCGGCUCUUGGUUUCAUAUAAAUAUAUACACCAGCUCAACUCCAAAAAAAAAAAAAAAAAAAAAAAAAAAAAGCAAGAGACAUACAAAAUGGCCGUGUUAUCAGUGUUAUUCUUCCUCACAAUUCUGAUCACUAGGGUUUCCUCCGCCGCUGAAAAUGAUCAAUUACCAGGUGUGUGCCCUUCUCCCUGCGCUUACUUCUGCGGCCCGGGGGCUGACCUCGACAACAAGCGCAUGCAGGACGGCAUAUUGGAGCUGGCUACGCAGCAACUAGGGUGUAGAACUACCAUUUCUUCAAACAAGAUACCCAUCUACAUGUAUUCCUACUGUCGAAAUGGCGACUUGAAGACUGAGGAAUGCAGAUCCUGUUUGGGACAAGCGGCUAAGGUUAUCGUAGACUACUGCAAGGACAAGCCUGGAGGUCAGUACACGAUGUUGGGGGGAAAUUGUUGUGUUAGGUACGAGUUCUACGAUUUCUGCAUGUGAUGAUCUUCACAAAUUGAUGAGAUUAGUCACGAUGAUUAUGCAGUACUGAUGUUUCGAGCAGUAAUUCAGUACUCGUGAUGAUAAUUAACUCAUCCAUAUAAGUUUUUAAGGUUUAUGAUGUAUUUUCUGAUUAUUAACUGUUGCUUAAUGAAGGGCUUUACCUAAG